CAUAUGAUAUCAGAGCACAAGCUCUGUUCUGGAAAACCAUAUUGCCAAUCCUAUUUCUCGAAAAUGCGGAAGAGGGUUGCGGGUUUUGUUGUUAGCAGAAGAAACGUUCCUGGAGGUCAGGUCGGAUGGAGGCUUGAGUUUGAGCGAGAGAUCAAAGAUGCCCAGUUUGUGCAUCCUCUCCCUGUUCUCUUUGAUCCUCCGCUUCCUCUGCGUCUCAUAUCCACCGGUUUUAUCCCCGACUGUUCCUCCCCCUCUCUUCCUCUUCCUCGACAUUGCUGGGCUGCCGCUUUCUCUUUUCCCCCGAAGUGAAACAGAGGAUGUUUGAACUUUGAACUUUAAACUUCGAAGAGACAGAGGGCGGGAACAAUAUAAAGUCAAGGACCAAAUGACGCUAGAGUGCUUAACCAAUUGGGUAAGGACAAGUCAUCAAUUUACAGUAAAGAUUAGAGUUGUGU
Messenger RNA from Rubroshorea leprosula, 455 nucleotides. NCBI's taxonomy places the organism in Eukaryota, Viridiplantae, Streptophyta, Magnoliopsida, Malvales, Dipterocarpaceae. The record is from the annotation of a GenBank genome assembly.